Molecule: messenger RNA, 6213 nt
Organism: Pimephales promelas (fathead minnow)
Lineage: Eukaryota; Metazoa; Chordata; Actinopteri; Cypriniformes; Leuciscidae
Source: RefSeq, a predicted model, not a curated record
UUAAAGCUAAAUUGUACUACAACAUGGAUGAGAGUGAGCCAGAGGUCCACCUUGGAGCAUCAGCUGUUCCAGACCCCCCACAAUGGCUACAGGCUGUGCUGUCACAACAAAAUAAGCAACUUCAACAUGCCAUUUCACCUUUGCUACAAAGAUUGGAAGCAACAGAGGCUAGUUUGUCUGCCCUUAUGCAGCGGCCCCAUGCCAGUAAGGUAACACGUGGUCCCCACCAACAUGAUGACUCUUCCUCAUUUGCAGCUGCCCCUGAUAGAACCCUUAUGACAGAUGGAGAUGCUACAGGGCCUUCAGAUGCGGAACAGCUUUUUGCUGCAGAGCUCGCAGUCAUUGAUAGACACGUACGUAGCCCAAUUAGUCCAACUUCCUCCACACCUGGCCCUGAUGUAAGACCUAGAAGCCGUGCACAGGUACCCAGCCAUUAUAAUGGCUCUUUCAACUUGGGUCAAAACACGCACACACCUUUAAAUGCUGCAGCGCCCACCCAUCACCACCCAACCCCUCGUGGUAGAGCUUCAGAUGGACCUAAAGCUAAACUUGACACUUACGAUGGUAAGGAUGACUGGGACUCCUUCAUUAUUCCUUUUGAGCGCAGAGCUGUCAUUUACAGAUGGAGUGCAGUAGAGAGAGUGGAUAAGCUCCAUGAAUGUCUACGGGGAGCUGCUGUCAGAUAUCUGUGCUCAUUACCCGAACACAUACGUGAAGAUUACUUUCUUUUGAAAGAACAGCUGGCUUUCCGAUUUGGCCAGAAAGAACCUCCCACCACAGCACGGAGGAGACUUGGAGAACUGCGCCAGUCUAAAGAAACUGUUUCAGAGUUCGCAGAGGAGGUUCACAGGCUGGUCAUUUUAGCUUAUCCUGGAGUUGACACUGAGCUCAGGGAACAAAUUGCUGCUGAUGCUUUUCUCAAAGGGCUGCGCAACCAGAAAGUGGCAUACGAGGUUAUGAACCGUGACCCUGUAUCGCUGGAUGAGGCACAACGGCUAGUAUCAUCUUAUGAACACAAUUUCAAAGCCACACUCGGACGAGACUUUGAUCUGAAGGGGAGGACACGUCGAGUAUCCUGGGCUGAUCAAGACAUGGACUCUGAUGAGGAGGCACCUGCCUUACAGUCACGUAGAGUGCAGUCACAGCCUGGUUAUGUUACACAGCACCAGUUACAAACACUCAUUGAUAAAGUUGAUAAGCUGCAAUUAGCCAUAGCCCGCCUGCCUCCUUCCUCUUCUGUUGUUCUUCCUUCUACCGUAAGACCCACUCAACAAAUAAAUUCCAGUAAGGCAGUUCAGUCAGAAAGAGGACGUGCAGCUCAGACCCCUUUCAAGUCAAGCAGAUACAGACAUCAAAAUACCAGCCCCACCAGAACUUCUAGCGGGCCAUGCUUUCAGUGUGGGGAGGAGGGACAUUUCAAACGAAACUGCUCACGGUCCCCCAGUCCAUCUGCAAGUCCCCCUACAAAUAAUGUUGCCAAAAUGGAGCCCUCAAAUCAAAGUCACUCUGAACAUGCAGAGCAGAGUCCGUCUAUUGUACAUGUGAGCAGAGCUGAGAGUCGAGGGCCCAGUUUAAUGAUUUCACUGACUGUCGAUGGCAUACCAGUUAAUGCUGUUAUAGACACGGGUGCUGAGGCUACGAUAAUGUCUGAAGAGACGUACAGCAAAUUACCUGCCAAAUCGCCUUCAGGACUGAAAAAUGUGUGUCUCCGAAAUGCAGAAACUGGAAGGGAGAUGUCAGCAACAGGUGGAGUGGCAGUGGAAUUCAGAAUUGGCUCAAAGGUGUUGGAGUGGACAGUUUGCAUUGCACCAAUUCGCGAUGCCUUGCUCUUGGGUUUAGAUUUCUUAAAAGCUGCUGAUUUCACCAUACAUGCCUCUGGUAAAGUUUUUAUGGGCUCUGAACUCAUGCCAGCCUAUAUAUCCGAAGGCAAGGGCCCAGACUAUGCCAUUUCGAGAGUGAUGUUGGAGAGAGAUGUCACUGUGCCGCCAGAGUGUGAAUGUUUAGUGUGGGGUGUGGUAGACGACCCAAACCCAGAACUCCCGGCUGUUCUAGAGCCCGUUACCCUGGCUGAUGGAGUGUCGUCAGGCAGCAUCAUGAUUAACAUGGAACGGAGGAUCCCAGUCAGGCUAUGCAAUGUCACAGCUUCCAGUAGGCCCUUAUUACGGGGAGUCUGUUUGGGUGUGCUUAUCGAAGCAUAUCCAGACGCUCAGGAGGAGGGAGAGAUAGCGCACAUGGUUCCAGGUGAUGCUACAUUGUAUGCAAAAGACAGGAACUCAACGACACAAUAUCCUGCCAAUGAGCCUCCUGGUGAGCAUCACAUAAGAAGGGUGUCUUCACCAAACGCUCUAGACCUUCCUGAGCACCUCAGACAGUUGUUCACUGGCGCGAGUGAAACCCUUACUGAGCAGCAACAAGUGAUGUUAGUAGCUCUGCUGAGUGAAUAUCAAACAGUCUUUGCGGCAACUGAUGAUGACCUUGGGAAGUUCUCUGCUUUGCAGCACAGCAUAGACACAGGAGUGUCUAAGCCUGUUCGACAACCAGUACGACGUACCCCUUUAGGGUUUUGGAAUGAGGAGGAAACACAUCUCAAGAAAAUGCUGGAUUCAGGUAUCGUUGUCCCCUCAAGCUCAGAAUGGGCUUCCCCUAUUGUCCUUGUAAGAAAAAAGGAUGGGGGGGUCCGCUGGUGCGUAGAUUAUCGCCAGCUUAAUGAUCUUACCAUAAAGGACGCAUAUCCCCUACCAAAAAUAGAGGAAUGCCUGGAUGUGCUGGGUGGUGCAAAGACAUUCUCAACACUUGACCUUCAGUCAGGAUAUUGGCAGAUUGAAAUGAAUAGAAAAGACAGAUCCAAGACUGCUUUUGUGACGAGGUAUGGGCUAUAUGAGUACACCAGAAUGCCAUUUGGGUUGUGUAACGCACCCAGCACAUUCCAGAGGGCCAUGGAGUUGGUUCUACGAGGGUUGCAGUGGGACACCUUACUGAUCUACCUUGAUGACAUAAUCAUUUUCGGUGAAGAUGUGGAACAGUGUAUGGAGCGGCUUGCAGAGGUUUUUCAGAGGUUGCAGGAAUAUGGACUAAAGCUGAAACCCUCGAAAUGCCACCUGCUAAGAGAUGAGGUCCUUUUUCUUGGUCACGUUGUGAGUGGCGAAGGAAUUAAGACCAAUCCAGCCCUCAUUGAUGACGUUAGGAACUGGAAGACCCCAACCAGUGUCCAGGAACUCCAGUCUUUCCUCGGUUUGUGCAACUAUUACAGGAGGUUUGUUGCCAAGUUUGCUGAAAUCACCACACCCUUGACGAUGCUGCUCAAGAAAGGGAGUUCCUUCUUCUGGGAAGAGGAGCAGAAAAAGGCCUUUGAACAUCUUAAAAGGAGCCUCACAACUGCACCCAUUUUGGUGUUCCCAAUUACAUCUGGACAGUUUGUCCUGGACACUGAUGCGUCCAACCAGAGCAUUGGAGCAGUUCUCUCACAGUUGCAGUGGGGGGAAGAGAAAGUUAUCUCAUUUGCCAGCUGUCUCCUCACACCAGCUCACCAGAGGUACUGUGUCACACGUAAGGAACUUCUAGCAGUUGUCAGGUUCACAAGACAGUUCCGCCAUUAUUUGCUGGGGUCUAACUUCUUACUCAGGACGGAUCACAGCAGUCUAACGUGGCUAUACAGGUUUAAGAGACCAGAGGGCCAACUGGCUAGGUGGCUUGAAGAACUCAGUCAGUACAAUUUCAUCAUCGAGCAUAGGCCAGGUACAUAUCAUUCCAACGCUGAUGCUCUGUCUCGAAUGACUCUGAAUGAAGAACCUUGUGACUGUUAUCAAGCAGGAAGAGAGCUAGAUAGCUUGCCAUGCAAGGGCUGUCGCUUCUGCCGGAAGCUCCACCAUCAAUGGGCCAGAUUCGAGGAAGAUGUCGAUGAUGUCAUUCCCUUGGCGGUGAGACGCAUACACUCCCUUGACCGUCAGAAUGAGGAUAGUUGCGCUAACACUCCCAGUGAUGUAGAUGAAGUAGGUGAUGACAACCCAGGUCCUUCCUCAAACUGGCUGCAACCGAUGAGUUCGCAAAGUCUCAGGGAAGAACAGUUAGCUGACCCAGACCUUUCAGUUCUCCAUAAAUGGAUGUCUGAUGGCUAUUUGCCUGCUAAGGAAGAGGUCAUGAUGCAUAGCCCAGCAGUUCGCAAAUACUGGCUGUGUUGGUCUCAAGUAGAGAUGCGAGAUGGGGUCCUCUAUUACCGGUGGGAUGAUUUAAAUGGAGGUAUGUCAUCUCUGCGCUUACUUGUUCCUGUUUCCCUGAAAAAUGAGGUUCUCCAAUCCUGUCACAAUCCAGCUCAAGCAGGUCAUUCAGGGGAGAUAAAGACGCUUAUGCGGCUCCGCAGGUGUUACCAAUGGUACAAUAUGGGGAACGAUGUACGCCUUUUCGUGAAGAAGUGCCUACAGUGUAGUUCCUGUAAGACAACAAGUCCCAUGGGGAGGGCCAAGCUCCAGAGCUACCAGGCUGGAGCACCUAUGGACCGACUCCACCUUGAUAUCCUAGGACCAUUUCCAGAAUCCAAGUCAGGCAACAGGUACAUCCUCGUUAUAAUUGAUCAGUUUACUCGCUGGGUAGAGGCAUUUCCUGUCCCCGAACAAGGAGCUGAGACAACAGCAAAGAGAUUGGUGUUUGAUUUCAUCUCACGUUUUGGGGCUCCCCUUGAGAUUCACACUGACCAAGGACGGAACUUUGAGAGUUCGCUGUUCAUGGAGGUUUGUCGCCUGUUACAAGUAACCAAGACCCGGACCACACCAUAUCAUCCGGCCUCGAACGGGCAAGUGGAAAGAUUCAAUAGAACGCUCUUGCAGAUGAUACGGUGUUAUGUGGACCAAAGUCAACGGAAUUGGGAUGAACAUCUUCCCUUACUCACUGCAGCAUACAGGAGCACUGUACAUUCAGCAACGGGUUUCACACCAAAUCAGCUGAUGCUGGGGCGAGAUGUUUUCCAGCCACAUGACAUCUGGCUAAGGACGGCUGAGGUUACCAGGGAAGCUAAAAGUACACCUGAGUUUGUCCAAGAACUGCAAGCUAAUCUGCAGCAGGCUCAUCAAGUAGCGCGUCAGAACUUGCGCACCGCUCAGACUCGCCAGAAAAAGGUCUAUGACUUACGAGCCAGAGAGAAGUCCUAUCAAGUAGGUGAUCUUGUGUCAGUGAGGGUCAGUAGCAGGAGAAAGGGCUACAGUCCAAAACUCCAACCCCCAUGGCAAGGGCCUUUGGUCGUCACAGCACGCCUUGGACCAGUGCUCUACCGAGUCAGGGACAGACGAAGUGAGAAAGUACUGCAUCAUGAUCGCUUACAACCCUAUCUAAGUGACCACAUACCUGCCUGGAUGCAGCGUCUGCGACACAAAUACACCUGCAUCGAGGAAGGCUCACUGAUUCCAAUAAGUGCUCAGGUACCUGUUGCCACAGGGGCAGAAGCACCAAACCCUUCAUCCUCUGCCAGCACUGUGCCGGAAGAGCCUCGGACCCUUCUUGUAACGGAUUCUAACUGUGACCCUAAUCCCUGUGGAAAAGAGGGGAUGAAGACAAAACGGGGGCGACUUGUUCGAGCCCCAAGUCGUUAUAUGGACUAACAAAGGAAAUAGAAGACAACAAAAAGUUAAUUGUUCCCCUCAAGAGAUGCAGAAGGGACUCUGCAGAGCUAAAAAAAAAAGGGGGGUGGUGUUAUAGUGUUAGUUAAAUAAAUACAUAGUUUGUUACAGUUAUUUUACAUGUAUACGUAAUGUGUUCUUAUUAGCCAAUCAGAUGUUGUUGCGUCAUUACGUAGGGAUUAAUUCACUGCUUGUUUACGUUUAGCGUCAGUAUGCUCGCAGGCUCCGGUGCAGAUGGUCGAAUAUAACCCAUCGGCGCUGGGCAAGAGCAUACAAACACAGUUGAUGUAAAGUUGUGUCUGAAUAAGUUCAGUAAAGUUCCUGAACGGACUCUCUUUGUUGUGUGCUUCUCUUCACGCCUCCACGGACACUGUAUCCAGCUUAACACGAGAAAGCACAACAGUAUGUGUAUAGUUUUAUCUUACUUUGAAAUUGCCAUUUACUUCUACAUGGGAUGUUCCAGAAGUGGGAGGAGCCUAACUAUAUAAAAGGGCUUCUGGUAGCCAUUUUGUGGAGUAUUUUUGGAGUGUGGCAUUGCUCCUUGUAUUUUGGGCCUUGAUAUUGGCAUAGCCGGAAUACAGACUGCUAGAUUUGUAUAUUUAUUUAU